AUGGCUAGCAUUCUCCAGCCCAAAUCCCACACGACGGUCUUUCUAGACCAGCCGCCCAGCUGUCUCGAAUUCUGUCCAGAGAUCCGUGACCACUUCGUGGUGGGCACUUACCUCCUAUCCGAGACCAAGAAUGAGAGUGGAGAAAUCCAACAGACCAAAACCGGAAGCUUGCAGUUGUGGAAAUUAGAGCCGAGCACCAAUGCACUAUCCUUGGUACAUAGACUGGCACUCCCCUAUGCAGUCUUUGAUCUCCACUUCCACCCAAGGGAGAAAAACAAGUUUGCCAUCGUGGGUAGUACAGGGCUAGCAGCCUUGUUCAGCGUCAAUUCUUCCACGCUUGCCAUAACUCAGAUCUGGGAGAAGCAAAUCCAUGAAGACACGUCGAUCCCAGCCCUGUUUCUGGCCUGGGCCCCUCAGGAUUGGUUCCCUCGACCGGCAUCUGAUGGCUUUGCUGUUACGUUCUCGGAUAGCCGGACGACUGUCUUUGGCACGGAUGGAAAUAUCGUGGACGAGAGUGGGAUUGAGGAAUGGGGGUCAUAUGAAGCUCGUCAGAUGAUCGAGGUCUGGUUUGUUGCGCUGGCUGCAAUCAAACAGGUUUCUGAGGAAUCGAAUGGAAACUUCGAGAUUACCCCUUUCAUGUUUACUGGCAAUGACUUUGGUUCACUACAUACCCGUCGCUUUGAUAAUCAUAGCGGUCAGCCGGAUGAGGACGAUGAACCGCUCGCUUCUGUGUUGCUUGAACAUGACGAUCGGGCUCGUCACCAUACGGCUGGUGUAACGUCUAUCCUACCCCUUGAUAUUCCGAUGGUAGACGGCGCGCCCAUUGUUUUGACAGGGAGCUACGACGAGAGUCUGCGCGUGUACCACGCUACUUUUCGAGGUGAGGUCCUCGCCGAGCAGGGCCUCGGCGGCGGUGUAUGGCGGUUGCAGUUACUGUCAACAACAGCAAUCCCUGGUUCCGAUGAUAACUUGGAGCGGCAUUUCGUUGUCCUCGCGAGCUGUAUGCACGCUGGGACAAGAGUUGUACGGGUGACCCAAAAGAAGCAGGGACAGGGUCCAGUCGAAUGGGAUAUCCAAAUCCUGGCGGAGUUUACAGAGCAUGAGAGUAUGAAUUACGCGAGCGAUGUGUGGAAGGGCGCGUCGGAACAUUCGGAUGCAUUGCAGGCAUCGUCUGAGUUACUUUGCGUGUCAAGUAGCUUCUAUGACCGUCGCGUGUGUGUAUGGCGGAUCAAUGUAUAG
Messenger RNA from Penicillium pulvis, 1239 nucleotides. RefSeq lists its product as uncharacterized. The coding region runs from base 1 to 1239 and encodes 412 amino acids. Lineage: Eukaryota; Fungi; Ascomycota; Eurotiomycetes; Eurotiales; Aspergillaceae. The record is from RefSeq and is a predicted model, not a curated record. The transcript has 2 exons. Gene Ontology annotation, molecular function: protein binding.